This is a messenger RNA of Conger conger (European conger), 1419 nucleotides long. It is a transcript of the gene apela, whose product is annotated as apelin receptor early endogenous ligand. The record is from RefSeq and is a predicted model, not a curated record. The transcript is spliced from 3 exons. Lineage: Eukaryota; Metazoa; Chordata; Actinopteri; Anguilliformes; Congridae. Bases 396 to 560 code for a protein of 54 amino acids.
CACUCAUCCACGGAAAGGGACAAUUGGAGUCGACUUGGUAAAAUUCUUCUGAAGUGCUUUUUUCCUCAAAAAAAUUUCAGUCUUUGAAGAGGGAGAGAAAGGCAAAAAAAGAAAAGGAAGAAAGGAAGAGGAGGGUGCUAGUUUUAUACUCUGUGGAGUUGGAACUCACAAGAAGAAGAAGAAUAAGGAUCCUCACUGGCCACCACCACCUCUAGUGCUAAUUCAGCUGAUGUGAUCAUUAACCCGGGAGCCGUGCACGUUUGUGUCUGUGUGAGCGCACUCUGACUGAGGAGCCAGUGAGCCAGGGAAAACUCUGGAGGAUAUCCCUCCCUCUCCUGCGUCCGUAUCCAUCCUGACCUCAGCACAGGCUGCACGCCUACCCUCCGCUCAGCAGAAUGAGAUUCCAGAAGCUUCUCCUCGUUCUCCUGCUCAUCGUACUCUGCCUGCUCCUCGUCCAAGCGCACAGGCCAGACUUCCUGAGCCUGAGACGUAAGUACUACAGACACCUGUGCGGAUCCAGGAGGUGUAUGCACCUACACACCCGCGUGCCGUUCCCCUGAGGUAGCCCACACUCAAGACCCGGGGAACAGCAGAGAAUGCAAAAAGAUAAGGGAGACCGUGGCGGUGAUCUCCAGGGAACGCUUCCAGUUUACAUUCUCCGUUGUACUAUGGAAUUGCGCGGAGAAAUGGGAGAGCGGUAUUUGCUGCCACGAUACUGCAAAGACGCUGCAUGUGUAACCCAAUGCAAGAAAAAAACGGAAAAUGACUUUGACGCACCCCGAUGGAGCUAUCAGGACGGAAGGCUUCCAGCUUUGUACACUUCAAUAUAAUAAUCUAUUUAACAUGCAUGCAAUGCUCUAAACAGAAAUACAGCAGCCGAUGGGCAAUGGACAACAUACACGAAAGUAUAUCUCGAUUUUGUGAUUGCAGUUAUGUAGGCCUAUAACUGAUAUCUGGUAAGAUAAUAGGACCCACCAUAGCCCCAUCAUGCAAAAUACUAAAGACAUUUUUACAACCAGAAGUAACUAUGUGAAAAGUGAUUAUAAAAUAAAUCAGAUUCCUUCACUAUGUCAGAUACUGUAUUUACACAACAUAAACGGUUUUGCAAUGAUACAAUAUUUAGAUUGUCCUUGUGAUUGACAAGGAUGCAAAAUAUAAUACGAAUAAAUACAUGAAAAUGAUAUACAAGUAGGCUAAGGUCAGGCUGUAGUUUCUAAUAUGUAUUUAGCGGUUUAUUUUUCAGACUGAUGCGGUGCAGUCCAUCAUUUAUACAAUUGAUUGUAAAGAGAAAUGCAACGGAGCCUUUUAAGCAGUGUUUAUGAUUAACCGUUUCACCAACUCCCUAUUUAAUGUGUUUAUAUGUAAGUAAUGCACUUCAAAUGUUUUAUUGAUGUCAUUUUAAUAAAUGCAUAUACUCUU